AAAUUUCAAACAAACCCCACUUUCCUCUCUCUCUCUCUCUCUCUCUCUCUCUCUCUCUCAAUGUAGGUAAAGGGAGAGAGUGUUGUUUGAUGUUGAAUGAAAGAAAAUAAGAUAGGAAGAUUUGGUAAGUGAGGAGAGGAUUUGUGGGUGGACGUCGGUUUCGGAAUCGGACCACAGGGAAGAUGAGUACUGCGAGAUUCAUCAAGUGUGUGACGGUCGGGGAUGGAGCUGUGGGGAAGACGUGCAUGCUUAUCUCCUACACUAGCAAUACAUUCCCAACGGAUUAUGUUCCAACGGUGUUCGAUAACUUCAGUGCUAAUGUGGUGGUGGACGGUAGCACGGUCAAUCUCGGACUUUGGGAUACGGCAGGUCAAGAAGAUUACAACAGGCUAAGGCCUCUAAGCUACAGAGGUGCUGACGUGUUCUUGCUGGCAUUUUCCCUCAUUAGCAAGGCCAGCUAUGAAAAUAUCUCUAAGAAGUGGAUCCCUGAACUGCGACACUACGCUCCGUCCGUUCCCGUUGUGCUGGUGGGAACCAAGAUGGAUUUACGUGACGAUAAGCAAUUCCUACUUGACCACCCGGGUGCAACUUCAAUCACAACUUCUCAGGGUGAAGAAUUGAAAAAGACGAUAGGUGCAGCUGUUUAUGUGGAGUGCAGCUCCAAGACUCAACAGAAUGUGAAGACGGUAUUCGAUGCAGCUAUUAAGGUCGUUCUCCGACCUCCCAAACCGAAGAAAAAACCACGAAAGAGCAGAACUUGUAUGAUUCUCUAAGAGAUACUAUUCGACUUUCUCCGGUUUUUAUUACAUUGGCUCAAAAGUUCCUAAGGCUGUGUUUGGAUGCACCAUUUAAUUGAAUUGUAAUAAUGAGCUCCGCGGAUGAAAUUCUCAAAUCGCUAGUCGCUACUACUCAUAUUCAUAGCGAUUGGGUCAUUACUUUCAUAAUUUGAUUUCAAAUUAAUGUGAUUGCAAGCCAAGGGCUAAAAUUGCACACUAUUACUACUAACAUGGUUGCUAUUUGAUAGUUUCUUGUGGAUCGAACAAUUAUCACAAUCCAAUUCAGUUGUGCAUCCAAACGCAAGAGUUUCCUUCUUUACUUGUUCUCUUUUUACCGCUUCGCAUGUAAUCACGACUGAGUGAUCCAAUCUAUUUUGAGAUCUUUGGCAAUUAUUGUUUA
Molecule: messenger RNA, 1176 nt
Organism: Magnolia sinica
Lineage: Eukaryota; Viridiplantae; Streptophyta; Magnoliopsida; Magnoliales; Magnoliaceae
Product: rac-like GTP-binding protein RAC2
Exons: 7
Coding region: 183-773 (196 amino acids)
Biological process (GO): regulation of cell shape; regulation of actin cytoskeleton organization; actin filament organization
Cellular component (GO): plasma membrane; nucleus; cytoskeleton
Molecular function (GO): GTP binding; protein kinase binding; GTPase activity
Source: RefSeq, a predicted model, not a curated record